AUGGCAUCUAAUCGAAUCACAGCAUCUGUCAUCCGCCGCUGCCUUGCGGCUUCGAGAUCGAUUGCAAUUCCUAGCCGUAUUGUUACUCACACCAGCCUACGUCCCUCUCUGCAGAUUCAACCCAAGAUCAUCCAGGUCUCAUGGGGUACAAUUCGGCAUCACUCCACUCCAGCCCCAGAGUCGAAGGUUUAUGGCUACGAUCAUAUUAAAUCUUUUUCGGCAAAACCCUCUGCCAACAGGCUUCUCGUUGAUGUGCGCGAGCCCAACGAAUUUCGGAAUGGGGCCAUCCCAACAGCCAUAAAUGUGCCUAUUGCGACUGCACCGGAAGCCUGGAGUUUACCAGAGGAUGAGUUUGAAGACCGCUUCGGAUUCCCAAAGCCGCAGGCAGAUAUCGAAUUGGUAUUUUACUGCAAAGCGGGGGUGAGAAGUAGUGCCGCUGCCCAGUUGGCGCUACAAAAUGGGUACGAGAAAGUGGGCGAGUACAGAGGAAGUUGGCUGGACUGGGAGAAAAGGACCAUAGGAUGA
Molecule: messenger RNA, 525 nt
Organism: Morchella sextelata
Lineage: Eukaryota; Fungi; Ascomycota; Pezizomycetes; Pezizales; Morchellaceae
Exons: 2
Coding region: 1-525 (174 amino acids)
Cellular component (GO): mitochondrion
Molecular function (GO): thiosulfate-cyanide sulfurtransferase activity
Source: RefSeq, a predicted model, not a curated record